Ochlerotatus camptorhynchus is the source of this 3823-nucleotide messenger RNA. RefSeq lists its product as uncharacterized. Gene Ontology annotation, molecular function: G protein-coupled receptor activity. The record is from RefSeq and is a predicted model, not a curated record. Bases 433 to 2517 code for a protein of 694 amino acids. NCBI's taxonomy places the organism in Eukaryota, Metazoa, Arthropoda, Insecta, Diptera, Culicidae. Gene Ontology annotation, cellular component: plasma membrane. Gene Ontology annotation, biological process: adenylate cyclase-activating G protein-coupled receptor signaling pathway; cell surface receptor signaling pathway. The transcript has 5 exons.
GAACGAUUAGGGACAUUGCAGCAAGCGCGACACGAGACGGCGGUACGGCAGGUCGUCAUCGACAACUUUCAUCGCAAAUUCGCACUUUUGGUUUUUCUCUGCAGCUUAACGACCUCCGGUAAGAGGUCGCCCCUCAAAAACGGUGCAAAUUUUGCACAAAGUGAUAAAGAAAAAGUAAUAGUUACUACGUCUUCCAAUUGGAGCAGCCGUGGAGGCAAACGUGAUAAUAUUAUGUUAUGCUUGAAAGGUGAUUUUACAAGUGCGGGCGUUUGUUUGAUUAUUAGCUGUGAAUAAUUUUCAUUAAUCAAAAUAUUUAGUGGAAAAGAAGCUUGUUGUCGUUCGAAUGAAGCAUUGUGUGGCUAAACAAAAGUGAAGCAAGGGAAGUUUUACAUUUUGAAAGGAAAAUUGAAUAUUUAUAAAGGCAGUAACAAAAUGGCAAUAUCCAGACAACGAAGCGUACCCAUCAGGAUACCAGCGCAGACGUUCACCUCCGGCAGCCUGUUCUUCAUACUCGUCCUUGGACUGAUUGUGGACCCCAAAGUCACCUCGGCGCGGCUCAAAUUCCCCAACUACGAGGCACGGUACAUCAACGAUUUCAUCAACUACACCCGCCCGGCAGCGGACAUCAUGGAACCCAUUUUCUACGAUUACGAUGCCGAUUCAUCGCGGAACGCCUACAACCGGGAGUACGAAAACGGCCUGGCCGGACUAGGCUACCGCGUUCCGCUUCCUUUGGCAUCGGAACAGGAAGGCAGUAGCAGCAGCAGUAGCACCUCUUCGCAGGAGGAUGAAGUCACCCGACCACCAGACAUCUAUCCCGAUCCGGACCAUAUCUACGCCACGUUCCUCAACAAGAGCACCAUGAAGAGGAACCGUUAUCCCGGGGAGGAAAAUGUGAUUAAAGUUUAUUCCGGGAAAUCUCUCCGAAAGAGUCCUCAGGCCCGCAUCGAUGACGACGGUUCAUUCGAUAGUCUGAACGACGACAUGAAAGGCCACGACUUUAUCGACAACAUUAUGUACAUCUACUACGGUACGAACGGGACGCUUCGGAAGGAUCUGGGCAGCAACGUAAUUGUGAUAGGGGCCGUCUUCGCACUGGCACCGCAGAUACUGACGGCAAUAAUACUGUUCCUGCGAAACCGCCGCCCCCGGCACUUCAACACGUUCUAUCCGAUUUGUCUGAAUAUGCUACUGACUCUAGCGGCGUCCAAUUUUUCGUUCGUGCUUGGAGUUCAAGCCACUCGCAAUCCAGUCAAAUGUGAACUGAUUGCCAUUGUAUUGCACUAUCUCCAUCUGAGCACGAGCAUCUGGUGCUUCAUCUACAUCUACGUGAUCUACGACCUCAUCGUUAACGAAUGUGGACCCAAGCUGAAGUACAACUAUCUGAUGGGCUACGGAGUUCCGGCUGUCUACGUUUUGUUCUCAUACGCCUCAUCAAUCGACACCUUCGAGGUGCAUCGCUACUGUUGGAUGUCGAUCCAGAAGGGCAUGAUCGUGAGCUUCAUGAUACCGAUUUCGUUCCUCAUCAUCCUGACCACGGUGCUGGGAACGAUCAGUCUGAAGAAAAUCUCCAGCAAACAGACGGCGAUUCUGUGCGAAAGCAUCGAAAGCAUGAUUGAAACCACCUCCAAGUGUAACGAUAUUAUGUUCCCACGGCUGCCCUCGGUAGGAGCUCACCUGGCCAACCGAAGCAACAGCUACCCGCAGCUGGAACUGAAGGAAAAAUGCUGCCAGGAAUACGCCAAUCAAAUGCUGGAAAAUCGCCAAUCGGUCGUUACGCUGCCGCAGCAAACUGUAGUAGGUCACGGAUUCAGCCUCAGCGGCAUCAAGAAGUCGCUGGAGUGCUACGACACCAGGAUCGACUUGGGGCAGCUCUCGUUGGCGGAACUGUCCACACCCAGUAUGGCGUCCGACAUUCAGGACUUUACCGAUUUCAAGCGGGCGAUCAAGUUCGGACUCUUCUUUCAACCGAUCUACUCGAUUUGCUGGUUCCUUAGUGUGAUCGCACUGGAAAAUAUGCAUUCGUGCGUGAUGCCCGUCAUCUUUGCCAUCUGUUUGAACAUUUUGAAUUGGUGCAUGUUGGUCCGUUCGUCCAACAUCUGCCCCUUCAUCAGUUCCGUGUCGGAGGAAACGCUGGAGAAGAACGGCAUCGAUUGUGCCGAUUCAAUGCUGAACGGUGCAAACGGCGGUCACGGAACGGACAACGAGACGACCCAGGCCAGCAUCUGCACCGACACGAUCCCGCUGCUGUGCGCUUCGAAUCCAUCGAUCAUCAACACGACAACCACCACCGCCCUGACGCCGAACAACAUUCUGAUCCCGAUGCCAUUCAACGGUGGUUCCCACCAGACUCUACCGUCGAUGGCGAUGGGAAGGAAAUUCUCCACCGGUUCUGAUCUGGAUCAACAGACGUUGAACUUCAUCAGCAGCAACAACUUGAAAAACACGUGGGAAUCCAGCGUGGACAUCAGUCACCACGUGAAGGCCAUCGAUUGCAUUAGCACAAUCAGCAAUUGAUUUGUUUGAGAGUAAAUCAGAAGACAGGUUGCGUUUGACGCAGUUAGUGCUUGAAAAAAUAACGGGCAUAUCAACGAAGACAUCAUAUCGAGACGACUGGCAACUUUGCUGUGCUUGAGCGAAGGGGAAGCAAACACAAAAAUAGCACACCAUUUGAGCGGCAGAAAAUUGAAAAGUUGCCAGUCUUCUUGACAUCAAGUCGUCGAUAUUAAGUAGGUACGUUGUUGAGAUAGGUAUUUGGAAUAUUUGACAUGUGAUACAAGAAAAUCUGAAAAAGUGGCGAUUUUCAUUAAUAAUCAAGUAGGCGAGAAAAGGGAAAACGGCACUGUAAAUAAAGAAACCUGUUCAAUCACAUCUUUUUGAACAUUUAUCAUUGAAUCUUUACCGGUAGAACCAAUAGAUAUACUCUGACAGCAACCAUAUGUAUUGCAACAUAUUUUACCGUAGUAGAAGAAAAAAGAGCAGAUUAACUAUAACAGUAGUAGUUCCUCUUUGAAUCAGUACAUACCGGAAUGUUCGUCUCGUAGAAUCGUGAUUUUACGUGAAAUUUGACGUCGUCGAUCCAACCGAUUGGUCGAUUGCUUAUUCUAAACAAAAGUGAUUAAGUCAUGGAAAAAAUCUUAUUCAUUCGACGGUUAGCACAAGAAACGUUUUGACAAACAAAUAGAACAGAAAAUAUGUGAUGCUAUUUCAGAUAAAACAAACAUAAAACUUUAAAAAUAGAAUUUUACCAUUACCAAUAUCAAUCAACUAGCGGGUAGAAACUUAAUUGCAUUAAUGAAGAUCCAUCGCAGCAUUACCUAUCUUUUUUUUUCUAUAAACAACAGUAAGCAAAACGCAAAAUGAUGACUUCAAUAAAUUAUAGUACAAACAAAUACUGUAAAGUGAUUCAGAGUGGAAGCUUUUCCAAAGUUGAGGCUAAUCAGCACUCAUUGUAAUACUUAUUGUGUUUUCUUUUACCGAGAUAAUGGAAAACAGACUAACAACAAACAAAAAACAGCAAUAACUACCUUAAGGUACAGCGAGAGCCUACAUAUUCGUUUCGCCUAGCACAGAUCCAUUUCUCUUUGAAUCCACAUUGUUCCGAACAUUAAUAAAUAAUCCAGCUCUUUCUUCAUAGAUGUCCUCUCUCUCACUCUCUACACUAGCACCUUUAAAACAUAACCUAGCCCUCGGAGCAACAUACUCAGCAAAUGAAGAUUCCUUCAAUUCUAUACCAGUACCAACUCGUAAUGUUUGGCUUGAAAAACAAAUUCCAACGAUAUUGUCUCUUACAUUCCCCAAGUCGUAAUAGGUCAUAACUACA